CACCCGGGCCAGUUCACAUUAUCAGGAAGCCGCGAGGGCUCGGUUUCAUGGCCGCGGACAGCAGUCAUGAUCGGAACGUUUGUGUCGCUGCUGUUAGCCCUCCACGUGGUUGCCACGGUGGAGGGUGACACCGUCCUCUCCAGACAAAAAAGGCACUGGGUGCCACCACCGAAACCUUUAAAGGAAAAUCACGACUACACCCAGGAAGAGUAUGUGGCCAAAAUCCACUCAGACUACGAUGACGGCAAGGGUAACCUGGCGUACUCCCUGGAGGGCGUGGGGGCCAACCAGUACCCCUUCCACGUCUUUGUGGUGGACCCCAAAACAGGAUUCAUCCGGGUGACCAAAGAACUGGACCGAGAGGAAUUCAGCCUUUACAACCUGUCGGGCGUGGCCACCUACAAGGACGGCAGGCAGGCGGAGAAAAACAUUGACAUCCGUUUCAGGGUGGUGGAUGAGAACGACAACUCUCCCGUCUUCGGCGUCAUCCCGGCCGGCUCGGUGUAUGAGCAAAGCGGCGUAGCGACACCCGUCAUGAAAAUCAUGGCGACGGACGCCGACGAACCGGGAAAUCCUAACUCCCAGAUCAAGUACAGCUUAGUGUCUCAGGAGCCGUCGGACGACAUGUUCUACAUGGAGAACGACGGAACCAUCUACGUCAAACGAAGCAACUUGGACAGAGAGGCAGUUGAACAGUAUAAGCUUACGGUGAAAGGUCAAGACCUCAACGGCGCGCCAGGCGGGAAUAGCGCCACCGCCACGGUAGUCGUGAAACUACAAGAUGUCAAUGACAACCCUCCAACACUGGAAAAAAGCCUGUACGAAGGAAGCGUGGUGGAAAACACGGAAGGCGUGGAGGUGAUGCGGAUCAAAGCUCAAGACCUGGACGUGUACGGAACCGACAACUGGCGGAGCGUCUAUAAAAUCGUCAAAGGCAACGAGGCUAAUUACUUCAGCAUCAAAACCGACCCCAACACUAACGAGGGCAUCCUCAUGCUCGAUAAGGCUGUGGAUUACGAGGACGUGAAGAACAUGGACCUGGGAAUCGCAGUUCUCAACUGGAAUCCGCCUUUUGAUCCGUCCGACCCGUCCACAACUAACAUAAAUCUUAGUGGUGGAGGAGGAGGCGGCGGUGGUGGAGGAGGUGGAGGUGGAGGAGGAGGAGGAGGUGGAGGUGGAGGUGGAGGAGGAGGCGGUGGAGGAGGUGGAGGUGGAGGCGGAGGAGAUGGAGCAGGUGGCUGGUUAAAAGGCUUCAGCAGUGGCAUGACGAGUACAUCUCAAGGAGUCAUGUGGAAAGGCACCACCUACAAAACCUAUCCCAUCAAGAUCAAUGUCAAGAACCAGCGUGAAGGUCCGCAUUUUGACCCCAAGGUCAAAGUCAUCACCAUGUCAGAGGGCGGCAGCUCCACCUUCAAUAUGAACAGCAUUAUCACUCGCUACGCCGCCUUGGAUGGUGACACCGGAAAACCGGCAGAGAACGUCAGGUACAUUGAAGGCUCAGAUCCUGACAACUGGUUCACCAUCGACCCAGAGACGGCCGAUAUCAGACUGAACAAGAUGCCCGACAGGGAGUCCACUUUUUUGGUCAACGGUACCUACUACGCCAAAGUUCUCUGCGUUUCUGAAGAAAACCCUUCUAGCACUGCUACUGGGACCAUCGCUAUUCAAGUCGAAGACUUCAACGACCACUGUCCCACCUUGACCAGUACGGUCAAGACGCUGUGCAUUCCCGAAGACACCGUCAUCGUCAGCGCCGUGGAUGAAGACGCCUUCCCCAACGGCGCUCCUUUCCACUUUGAGAUCAUGCCAGAGGGCACCAAGGGAAAAUGGCAGUUGGAGCAUCUCAACGAUACUGCAGCCAUCCUGAGGGCGCAACACUCCUUAUAUGCCGGUCAACAUGAGGUGGAAUUAUUGGUGAAGGAUGAACAGGGGGUGGCGUGCCCAGAACCGCAGAAGCUGACGGUCCAGGUCUGCACCUGUGAAGAUGGAGUCAUUUGCGGAACCCGAGGCGGAAGAGGUCAACCCGAGAAGAAAUCCGAGUUAGGACCGGCAGGAAUCGGACUGCUACUACUGGGCCUGCUAUUGUUACUGCUCAUCCCUCUCCUGCUCCUCUUCUGCCAAUGCGGUGGAGCUGCAGGUCUCCCGGGAAACUUCACUGAAAUUCCUUUCGACACCAAAUCGCACCUCAUUAAUUACCGCACCGAGGGUCAAGGAGAGAACGCGGAGGUACCGCUCAUGAACAUUCCGACGCAAGUGGAUGUCGUGGACGUCCUGAAAAAGGACGCUGGCUUUUACGCGGACGGGAUGGGUUUUCAGCAGGAGUUCUCAGGCAUCCGGAGAGAUACUACAAUAGGAAUGAGGAACCAGGGAAGGUUCUACUCGGAGUUCCAGAGAGAGUCGGGGGCGGCUUACGACGAUCUCGGUCUACCGUAUCACAUCCUUUCGCAGUACUACGCUCAGAAGAUGAGCGGUGGAGAGGACCUGGCAGUGAAGGACGCGCUGUUGUCGUACGACAAUGAAGGUGAAGGCUCUGUAGCCGGUUCGGUCGGCUGCUGCAGCCUCCUGGAGCAAGACAACGAUCUCCAGUUCCUGGACGACCUGGGCCCCAAGUUCAAAACCCUGGCUGAGGUAUGCGGCGGCAAAAAGAUCCAACCGGAAAUUGCGCCGGCGCCCGCCAAAGUCGUGAUUGAACCACCUAAACCGGCGCCGGUCAUCCCGAAAGUGGAUAAUCGGACGGUGACUCAAGUGGUGCAGGAAAACAUGACCAUGCGCAACCAAGGGAGGGCCACUGUCAUAGAAGGGGCUGAAAACCAAGGCCAGAUGUUCCUUCUUCAGCAGCAACAGCCAGUCUACUACACCGCCGCGGCUCCCGUGAUCCAACCCAUGCAGUACGUGGUCCAGCCACAAGUCCAGAACACAUUGCUGCUAGCAGAAGCGCCGGCCACCAACCUCCAGGGCAUGGUGCUGGCGGCUCCGCAAGGCAUGCUGGUCCAAGGACAAACCGUGGUGUCGGGCGCACAAGCUCAAGCCCCGGGCAUGGUUCUGGUCUCAGGUACCCCGGGGUCACCUACGCAAGGCAUGCUAGUCCAAGGCCAGACACUGGUUUCAGGUGGACAAGCCCAGAACCCUGGCUUGGUCCUGGUUACUGGUAACGUGGGGUCCCCGACUCAAAGCGUGGUUGUCCAAGAAAAGAAGGUGGUGUCCGGGAAGAAACCGCAGGGCGUGAUAGUGGGAGGAACUUUGCCCAAUGUGACACUUCAGGGAAAAUCCGUGGUCACCGGCGGAAACGUCCUAGCCCCACUGAGCUCUACUGACAACCUGCUCAAUGCCGGGACCCUUUCCAGCUCCCAAACCAUCAUAGAAGGCAAGAUCCCGGCAGGGAAAGUGGUGAAGACCAGCAAGACCUCCAUCAAACAAGGUGGCGGUCAACUCCCGGGCUUCAGCAACAUCUCUGGAGGUCAGAGCACCACCCUGAUCUCCUCUGGCAUGGGUUUGCCUCAGAUGGGCAACAUCUCCGGAGGUCAGAGCACCACCAUGAUCUCCUCCGGCAUGGGUUUGCCACUGAUGAGCAACAUCUCCGGAGGUCAGAGCACCACCAUGAUUGGUUUGCCGCAGAUGAGCAACAUCUCCGGAAGUCAGAGCACCACCGUGACGUCAUCCGGAGUUAGCAGAGUCCCCACAUACCGCAAGGUGGUGGUGCAGGAAGAGAAGCUCACUGAACUGUAACACAAGGCUGGACUCUUUAAAGCAACUUGCUCAAGUAUCGUGUUACUGCGCCGGUUUUUAUUGGUGGUGGAUGUUCUGCAGUAGCCAUACCCUCCCUGGAGCGAAGUUACGUGUGGCUGCAUGUUCAUGCUAUAAGGAUUCGACCUGUCCUAAAAUGUUUUGCUCUUUCAUGAGCAAACUUAGGUUAAUGUGGGGACUUUACCAGACCGUUCAUGGAGAUCAAACCUUGGUUGGUGUUCCAGUAUGUUCUUCAAGGGUUUCCCUCAGAGUGAGCUAAGUGCUCAGGUAUCUCCGACAGUUGGGCCUGCAUGUUUCUGUGAGGAAGCAACAAAUAGAACUUUUCGCUGCCUCUGAUGAGCAACUUAAUUAACUGGUUCAUCCAGAGGUGUCAAACUCACGGCCCGCGGGUACAGAUUUGGCCCGUCACGUCAUUUUGUGCGGUCACUGAAAGCAAUUUCUUGUUAAAAUCAAACUUUGAUGACAUUUCUGUUGUCCUCAAAUAUAGAUUGAGAACUGCAGUAAUCAGAUAUUUUUUUCUUAUUGAAUUUUUUUAAGGCAUUGAAAAAAGAUGUUGACAAUAAAAACAUUUUAAUUUUUUAAAACGGGAAGAAGUCUUGAUCCCAAAAUGCCCCCAAAUUAAUAGGAAAUUAACCAAUAUGGUCAGGAAGUGACCCUGAAAUUCUUCUAAAUCAACAGUUAGUGACCCCAAAAUGCCCUCAUAUCAAUAGAAAGAGACGUGAUAGCAACAGGAAGUGAUCCAAAAUGCCCCAAAACCAACAGGAAGUGACACAAGAUCAACAGGAAGUGGCCCGCAAUGCCCCAAAUCAACAAGAAGUGACCCCAAAAUCAACAGGAAGUGACCUAAUAUGAACAGCAAGUGAUGCCGAAAUGCUUCCAAAUCAACAGGAAGUGACACAAUAUCAACAGGAAGGGACCCGCAAUACCCCAAAUCAACAGGAAAAGACCCAUAAUGCCCCUAAUCAACAGGAAGUGACCCCAAAAUCAAUAGGAAGUGACCCCCAAAUUCCCCCAAAUCAAAAGUUAGUGUGACCCAAUAUCAACAGGAAGUGACCCAAAGUGCCCCAUAUCAACAGGAAGUGACGCAAUAUCAACAGGAAUCACCCCGUAACGCCCCAGAACUAACAGGAAGUGACGCAAUAUCAACAGGAAGUGACAAAAUAUCGACAGGAAGUGACCCAAAAUGCCACAAAUCAACAGUACGUGACCCAAUAUGCCCCAUAUCAACAGGAAGCGACACAAUAUCAACAGAAUGUCACCCCGUAAUGCCCCAGAACAAACAGGAAGUGAGCUGCAACACCCCAAAACUGCAGGAAGUAACCCCAAAAUGACCAAAAACAACAGGAAGUGACCCUGAAAUCAACAAAAGGUGACCCAUUAUGAACAACAAGUGACCCUUAAAUGCUCCAAAAUCCACAGAAAGUGACGCAAUAUCAACAGGAAGUGACUCGAAAUGCUCCAAAAUCAACAGGAAGUGAUGCAAUGUCAACAGGAAGUCACCAUAAAUUGCACAAGUAAACAGAAAGUGACCCAAAAUGCCCCAAAUCAACAGGAAGGUACCCAAUAUGAACGAGAAGUGACACGCAAAACAAACAGGAAGUGGCCCCGAAAUGCCACAUAACCAACAGGAAGUGAUGCAAUAUCAACAAGAAGUGGGCUGCAACACCCCAAAACAACAGGAAGUGACCCAAAAUGCCCCAAAUCAACAGGGAGUGACGCUGAAAUCAACAAAAGUGACCCAAUAUGAACAACAAGUGACCCCUAAAUGGUUCAAAAUCAACAGAAAGUGAUGCAAUAUCAACAGGAAGUCACCUUAAAUUGCACAAGUAAACAGGAAGUGACCCAAAAUGCCCCAAAUCAACAAGAAGUGACCCUGAAAUCAACAAAAAGUGACCCAAUAUGAACAACAUGUGACCCCUAAAUGCUUCAAAAUCAACAAAAAGUGAUGCAAUAUCAACAGGAAGUGACCCGAAAUGCUCACAAAUCAACAGGAAGUGACGUAAUAUCAACAGGAAGUGAGCGGCAACACCCCGAAACGACAGGAAGUAACCCCAAAAUGCCCAAAAUCAACAGGAAGUGACCCUGAAAUCAACAAAAAGUGACCCAAUAUGAACAACAAGUGACCCCUAAAUGCACCAAAACCCGCAGAAAGUGACGCAAUAUCAACAGGAAGUGACUCGAAAUGCUCCAAAAUCAACAGGAAGUGACGCAACAUCAACAGGAAGUCACCUUAUAUUGCACAAGUAAACAGGAAGUGACCCAAAAUUCCCCAUAUCAACAGGAAGGUGCCCACUAUGAAUAAGAAGUGACACCCAAAAUGCCCCAAAACCAACAGGAAGUGACCCCGAAAUGCCCCAAAUCAACAGGAAGUGAUGCAAUAUCAACAGGAAGUAACUGCAGAAUGCCUCAAAAUCAACAGGCUAUUAAUUCUCAAACAAGGCAUCAUCCUGCUUGUUGCAUUUGCAUGGAAUAAUAUGAGGCGAUUAUCGAUUCAUAAGGGGAAACCAUAACUAUGAAAAACUGAGUUUGGCACCUUUGCUCUCUUAUUUUGUUAAAUUUUGCUUUUUGCCAGCUUUUUGUAAACUCUCUCAGACAAACUUCCAUUUUGUGCGUGGUGUUUUUUUUUUUUCGGACUCAGGAUUUGGUUUUUCUGUCAUUCAAAAAUGCUGCCUCUUGAGCAAACCUGGUUAUGGAUGUAAAUGUUAAUGUUUGGAUGUGUAUUGCACAAGGUUUUUUUUUUUUUAAGUAGCAGUGCUUUUUGAUGCUAAAUAAAAAGGACGAGAUUCUAACGUGUCGCUGGUUCUUGACGCUCGUUAAAUGAGAGAACUCGUUGGACCCGUUCACGAAAAGCCUAAUUGCAGCACGCCGAGUUUUUCGCAUUGCACUCCGGUUUCUCGGCGAUAACCGCAGGGCAGGGCGUAGAUGCGACAGUGACCCCGGUGCAAGCUUGCAAGUUCCUGCCAAGACAUGUUAAGUAUCUCAAAUUCAAUUGAAAUGAUUGAUCAAAUAUACAGAAUUGACAACUCUUGAAGGUUAAU
Corythoichthys intestinalis (scribbled pipefish) is the source of this 6782-nucleotide messenger RNA. RefSeq names its product desmoglein-2.1-like. Gene Ontology annotation, biological process: homophilic cell-cell adhesion. Bases 67 to 3726 code for a protein of 1219 amino acids. The transcript is spliced from 14 exons. The record is from RefSeq and is a predicted model, not a curated record. Lineage: Eukaryota; Metazoa; Chordata; Actinopteri; Syngnathiformes; Syngnathidae. Gene Ontology annotation, molecular function: calcium ion binding. Gene Ontology annotation, cellular component: plasma membrane; desmosome.